UCGGGGAACAGAAGAACCCGAAUAAAGAUGCUCGGGGUCUCAUGCUCAGCCGGUUAAAAACUUGGCUCUAGGUGGCAUUGGACCAGCGCAAAACGAGCACAUUUAAAAAUCAAGCAGUUAUCCGGGCGAAGAUGGAAAUGAAGAAGUCUUUUUCAGACACGGAGCGGGCACUCAGGAGCUACGGCGCCGUGUCGCAAACGGCGUGGACGACGGACAAAGGUCACUGUGAUGUUUCCAUGGCCGAGAGCACCAUGUGUCCAGAGGAGAUUGAGGUGGAGAUGGCUCGGAUCCAGCGUCUAAGAGAGGUUCUAGUGCGUCGGGAAUCUGAGCUACGCUUUAUGAUGGACGACAUCCAGCUGUGCAAAGACAUCAUGAGUUUAAAGCAACAGUUGAGGCAGAUUGUUGCAGUACCAGAGAAAGAUAAAAGCAAGAAAGACAAACAAGAGGAAGAAGAACUGAUCCUAAAGAUCCAUAAACUCGUGCAAAAGAGGGAUUUUUUGGUGGAGGACGCAGAGGUGGAGAGACUAAGGGAGCAGGAGGAGGACAAGGAAAUGGAAGAGUUCCUCAGGCUGAAACUGAUGCCACUGGAAAACAAGCUCAAGGUCAAACAAAGCCCUCCAAAGCCCAAAAGACAAGUCGUGGAGCCACCGCCCAACAAACCCUUCAUCACUCAAUCAGGUGUGGCCAUCAUUAAGGAUUGUUGCGGCGCCACCCAGUGUUCCAUCAUGUAAAUAAAUGGCAGAAGCCUCCAACGCUCCCAUCCUGUUCAGCUUUACGUUCCACUUUAAGGUGUCCAAAAGUAAAGUCAUGUUUGCGAUGCAAAUGUCAGGGAGGCUAGGGUUUGUGUUGUCAGGUUCAGUAUACCAUACAGUCAUCCCCUGCAUAUAAAGACUAUUUGCAAGUUUGUGCGCUUUCAUGGAUGAGGUCGUUAUUCCUUACUCACUGUACUUCCAGUAAAUGACUGAUACAUUGGCAACAGAACACUUGGAUUUAAAUUAAAGAGGAAAUAAAUAUUCUUGAACAUUGACUCCCACUUGUAGCAGUUUACCCCAAACUGGGAGUCAUGAUUACAUAUUCUUCAAUACAAUUCAGAUAGUUUGUUUAAAAAAAAAAUGCAAUUAUAUACAUAUAUUUUUUUUACAAUCUGAAUUGUAUAAAUAAAUGGGGUCAAUUUUUGCUUUGUGCACACCAAACAGGCCACACCAUCAUCAUCACAGAAUGAUUGAUUGUGAUCUAUCCUGAUCAUUGUUGUAAAGCAACAGCAUCCUGAGUUGUGUUUUAAGAAUGAACAUUACAUAUAUAAUGCAAUCUUUUUGUAAAUACCCACAUUUCAAUGUAUGCUUGAAUGCAUCAUAAACAUUUGCAAAGGCAUUUGUCCCCUUUCUCUUCCUUAUGAUGAUCAUCUGUAGUGCUGGUGAAUUUAUUAAGUUCCUAAUGUUCACAAUGUAACAGAUAUGCAGAAAAUAAGCUGAAAUGACCUGUACAUAUAUGUUUAAAUAAAUAUCAUCUUUCAGAAACA
Messenger RNA from Syngnathus typhle (broad-nosed pipefish), 1519 nucleotides. It is a transcript of the gene bmerb1, whose product is annotated as bMERB domain containing 1. Gene Ontology annotation, cellular component: microtubule cytoskeleton. The coding region runs from base 132 to 731 and encodes 199 amino acids. NCBI's taxonomy places the organism in Eukaryota, Metazoa, Chordata, Actinopteri, Syngnathiformes, Syngnathidae. Gene Ontology annotation, biological process: negative regulation of microtubule depolymerization. The record is from RefSeq and is a predicted model, not a curated record. The transcript is spliced from 6 exons.